GUGUGGGGCGCAGGUCCCUCCCAAGUGUCACCCUGCCUGGCACUAGCAGACAGGCACUGUUGCUCUAGCACUCACUUGCGGCUACCACACGGGCUUCACCACCACAGCUGGCGCCACACUCCCUCCACACACGGCCCACGCCGGGCUCCUUUGCUCACUAAAGCAGCAGCAGCAGCACCACCGUGUGAGCCAAGAUGAGCAAUCCGGCCAGCGAACUGGAGCGGCCAGGGACCAACGCGUCUAACCGGCAGGCCUGGGGAGGUUUUGAUGGGCGAGACGGCGCCCCCGGACCCACUGGGCCCGUCGGGGCCGCCCCCACCACCGCCGUCGACAACUACGAGUACGACAACAGUGAGACCAUCCGCAAGAAAGGAUGCUGGUACAACUUCUCCACCUGUGUCUCACUGAUGUGGGCCACCCGGCAGAUGACCAAGCAAGAGGACAGAGAGGUCUAUGUCCGCACCACCUUGAGGGAACUGGUCGUGUACGUCAUCUUCCUCAUCAUCCUCUGUAUCUUGACGUACGGGAUGACGUCGUCGACGAUGUACUACUACACCAACGUGCUCUCCGGGCUCUUCCUGGACACCCCGUACCCGGACAACCAGGGCAGCUACAGGCAGGCCACACUCGUCGCCGACUUCUGGACUUUUUUGGAGAAUGUGAUGCUGGACGGGUUAUACUGGGAGUCGUGGUAUGACCCCGCCACUACCCCUACCGAGACAGAUGACAGAAAUAUACUCUACGAGAACCGCUUACUUGGUCUCCCUCGUAUGAGGCAGAUACGAGUGAGGAACGACUCGUGCACAGUUCCAGAUGAUUUUCAGCGAGCCAUAAGGCAGUGCUUCGACGUGUACUCCUCAAGUUCUGAAGACAAAACCCCCUUUGGACCAGGCAACUCCUCAGCAUGGAUAUACUACACGGAAAAGCAGAUGAACAGCACGAGCACUUGGGGAAAAAUUGCCACAUACUCUGGUGCAGGGAGCUAUCAGGACCUUGCUUUAUUCAGAAAUGAAACUGAAGCUAUAAUUGCCGAUCUUAAAGAAAACCUGUGGAUUUCAAGAGGGACCCGAGCAGUCUUUAUCGACUUCACCGUCUACAAUGCCAACAUUAAUCUUUUUUGUGUGAUCAAACUGGUGUUUGAGUUCCCAGCAACUGGUGGUGUCAUUCCCUCCUGGUCCUUCCGAACUGUCAAACUACUUCGUUAUGUCACUCCAAUGGAUUUCUUCGUCAUGGCCUGCGAGUUUAUUUUUAUCUUCUUCAUUUUAUACUACAUCAUUGAAGAAAUCAUAGAAAUUAAAACGAUUGGAUGUACUUACUUCAAAAGCGUGUGGAACAUACUUGAUAUUUUGGUGAUACUGAUCUCGAUACUGUGUGUAGUAUUCAGUGUUUAUUGCACAAUCUCAAUCAAAACUAAGUUGGAAGAGUUGUUAGCUGACCCCAACACCUUCUCUGACUUCGAGUUUUUGGGCUUCUGGCAAACGCAGUUUAACACUGCCGUUGCUAUCUGUAUUUUCUUUUCCUGGUUUAAACUCUUCAAAUACAUCUCCUUCAACAAGACCAUGACUCAGCUCUUCACUACUUUAUCAAAGUGUGCAAAGGAUGUGGCUGGCUUCACAAUCAUGUUCUUCAUCGUGUUCUUUGCCUUCUCUCAACUGGGCUACCUGCUCUUUGGCACACAGAUUGAAGAUUUCAGUGAUUUUGUGAGUUCUGUUUUCACCUUACUCCGAUUAAUCCUUGGUGACUUCGACUUCCAUGCAAUUGAAAAUGCAAACAGGAUCUUGGGACCCAUUUUCUUCAUUUCAUAUGUGUUCUUUGUCUUCUUUGUGUUGCUCAACAUGUUCUUGGCCAUCAUCAAUGACACCUACACUGAAGUCAAAAAAGAGAUUGCUAGCCAACGCAAUGAAUUUGAAAUUGCUGACUACUUUAAACGUGGCUAUAACAAUAUGAUGGGCAAGCUGGGGAAGAGAGAUAAACUUAUAGAUCUCCAAAAUGCUAUUAAACUUUCGGAUACUAAUAGUGAUGGACUUCUGACAUUCGAUGAGAUUAGGGCCAACCUAAAGAAGUGCAACUUUUCUGAUAUGGAGAUAGAAAUGUUCUUUGCCAAAUAUGAUACUGAUGGAAACCGUCUCUUGGAAGCCGACGAGGUGAAGCGGAUGUUGGCUGAUCUAGAGGGCCAGAAGAUGGAGCUCGAUAGACAAAUGAGCAGUGAGGAUCAACCUGGCAGUAAAAAAGACAGCAGUGAAGCAGAGACACGACCAGUGUCGGCCUCGUCUGGCCAUGGCUCCAUUGCCUCAGUUUCAUUUGAGGAGUUCUCUGUUUUGCAGCGUCGUGUGGACCGCCUCGAGCACAGUAUAGGCAGCAUUGUUAGCAAAAUUGAUGCUGUACUGGUGAAACUAGACACCAUGGAGAAGACCAAACAUAAACGCCGUGAGACCAUGGGCAAGAUUCUCGACACAAUUACAGAGAAUGAUGGAAUGGACGAGGCCACAAAGAGGAAACAUAUGGAAAAAUUGGUCCGUGACGAGUUAGAGAAAUGGGAUGGAGAUGGCAGCCCAGGCUCGGGACAUAAAUAAAUGGAAGCUGGUUGAUCCCUAGUGAUAGUAUAAUAUUGAAGUUGCACAGCUCAAUACUCAACUAGAAUUCUUAUGCAACUUCAGUAAAACAGAAUAUGGGUAGUUGCACAGUCAUUAUAUAGUUGUAAGCCAGUGUUGUACAUACUGAAAUGUAAUAGCUUUGAUAUCCAGUGAUAUUCCAUGAUAAAACCAAUCUAUAUCUUGGUCAAGUUGCAUUGUCAGCAUCCCAUAACAUGAGGAAAACUGUAUAGGUAUAUAUUAGAAAGAUCAGCAUCUGCUACUUGCCAGUAUUUGUUAAAAGCCAGUAAGCAGGUGGUGGUAUUGAUUCUUCAUCGAGGGCAAGGAAUAAGCUUUUACCUCUCAAGAUACAAGAAAUAAUAAAUCCCCCUUGUAAUUAGGAGCUACAAUUUUGGGGAGGGUACUAACAGUAUAGCAUUUCACUUUCCUGUGAAUUUGAAUAGAGGAGAAAUCAUCCAGAUUCCAUCUAUGUAUUCUCCAGCAUCAAACUGGUGCAUAUAACUUGGAUAUUGUAGAGUAAUUGUUCAAAGUAGUCAGCAUGAGCUGUGAUACCUGUGCCUCAGUGCUGGACAGAUCUUUACUUGCUUCAGCAGUGUUACCAGCUAAAUUAAUCGGUAACAUUUUAACCGUCAAUUAUUCAUAUUUACAUUGAAGAAUUUAUGCACAUUUCCUGGAUAUUGCCAGACUUCACGGGCAUUAUAAAAUCUGAUCCGGGUGUCAACACUAUUCAGUACAAAGUCAGUAAUCCAGCCAAUUGCACAUGUUGACGUCCUGGUCUUUCUCUGGUGUAUAGUCAGUCAUGGUUUAUGAACACCUGCAUGAUGGUGCAUAUGUCUGAAUACAAGAUGGAGAUCUGUCCAGCCUAAAGUCUAAUGUAAAUUUCUGCAUUUAUUUUCUUUAUAAAAUUUCCAGUUACACAACUGUCAUUCAAAAUCUGAAUGUGCUAGUCCAGAAAAGUUAUGGUUGAUUUUUGACAAUGAACAAGCUUCUGAAGAAGUGCUUUAUUAAGUCCAUAAUUUAUUGAGAGAGAUAUCUUGAUACAAAGCCCUAUAAAUACAGUAUUGUCUACCAAAAUUUACCAUUAAUAUAAUGUCUCAUUAAGAAGCAUUAUUAUCAAGACUAAUCUUUUGAGUUCAGUAAUUUAUUAUUUUGCAUUACAAUUCUGUAAAAUACUGUGUACAUUAUGCUGUUAUGUUCACUAAUACUUUCCAAAGCCUUUUUUAAUAAUAAACAUUUCCAGAAAUAAACAUGUAAGCACAUAUGAUAAAACAACCCCAGAGCAUCCUAGUUGAAAUUACAGUACCCAUGCCCUUUAUGAAACGCUGGUAACCAGUAACCAUUAUUUCAUACUACGUACAAACCAGUGGCUUAAUGCGUGACUGAUAAUCCUCCCUCCUGAGUCUAUAGGUUAUUUGACAUUUAGACUGACUGCACAUGUUACAAAAAUAUUUAUAUAAUUAUUGAAGUUAGUUUAAAUUAUUGAUUUAUGUUUUAGUUUUCAGCCCAGUAAAAUAAUGCUGUCAGUUAAUAAUAAUAAAAAUAUAUAUAUUUAGUGGAAAUGGUGACCAGAGCGGUCCUCUUGUUAGUUCAGGUCUCGGUAAUCCAGCCAAAUGUACCUGGUGAGAGGACGCAGCCUCGGGGCCAUACAUCAUUUUCACUUUUAGCAUCUGUUCUCCUGACCAUUGUUUUGUGUGGGCAUAAUAUAUUUGUACAUUAGCUUAAUUACUUGCAUUAUAAUUUGGAUAAUUCUCAUAUAAUCAAAUUACCUAUAAAUAAAUUAUUUAUUCACUU
This is a messenger RNA of Procambarus clarkii (red swamp crayfish), 4382 nucleotides long. RefSeq names its product polycystin-2. Gene Ontology annotation, molecular function: calcium ion binding; calcium channel activity. Gene Ontology annotation, cellular component: membrane. The record is from RefSeq and is a predicted model, not a curated record. Gene Ontology annotation, biological process: detection of mechanical stimulus. NCBI's taxonomy places the organism in Eukaryota, Metazoa, Arthropoda, Malacostraca, Decapoda, Cambaridae.